CAUGAGAACACUUGUCUCACUAUAACAUAAUUACUUACUUAUACAUUUUUAAAUACUCUUGGAUGAGACCAUAAGGGUUUUGAGGACAGGGAAGGUGUUAUUCAUUUGGUAAGGUACCUAAUUUUGGCAUUGGUAUCCAAACCUGAGACUCAAUUUCUGAUACACUGUGUAACACUGCAAGAAAUUUAGGUGUCUGUCCGGUCUGUUCGUCUCUCUAUUACUAGCGCCUAGCCAGAAUCUGGCAUAUAGUGCAUACGCCAAAAACUAUCGUUGCUUGACUAGAGGAAUGAAUUACUGGAUGGCUGGAUGAAUGUGGAUUUCUAUUUAUUGUUCUUCACCCCAAAUUGAAGUCCCUAACAAGUGCCAGGCCUGGGCUGGGACUUGGGGAUAUAAGUAGCCAUGUAUGGUACAAGGCAGCAGUGUGAGACUGCUGGCCCCCUCUGACCAGUCUCUGGUCCCUAUGAGCAGAGACCAGUCAGCCCUUUUUCAGUUGUUUCAUAGUUAGGCUGGGGGUACACCCAAGGCCCUCCAAGUUCUCUUCUGCCUAGGAUACUGAGAACAGAGCAAAGACUGGUAUUCCUCGGAGUCCCAUUCCUGAUCUCAAAAUGCCCAGCUAACUCUGGGCUUGCCUCCCGCAGAGCACCCCUCCACUACCUGCUCCUUUCCAACUGGUCGCAGCUCAGAGAAACGCAUGUGGUGGAGAGGUGCUUCUGUAGAGGAAGACUAUAGGGGAGAGGGGCGCCCCCUGCUCCCUCUGGCUGAGAGCUGUCCAGGACAAGCCCUCCACCACCCCAGCCAGCUGGUCCAACUGGAAAUCCCAGAUAAGCCCCGGUUCUGGUCAGAACUAGUUUGGCAGCUCUGGGGGAACGUUUCUGGCUGACUGACCCUCCCCACAGCAGGAGCUGGCAGUUUUGCAAAAAAAGAAGAAAAAAAAAAAGAUAAUGGAACUAAAGGAACUAAGAGGAGUGGCUUCAAUUAUUUGAAACACUCCAAAAUUUUGCUCGCUUGCAAGUGCAAGUUUACACUUCGGGAUCCCAACGAGAUUGCCCCCAUCCCGUGCCCGGCCUUCCUUCUCUCACACUCUCUUCUCUCCUUUGCAGUGCAGUUUUGUUGCGAUUCGAUUUAUUUUGCAGCGCGAUUGUUGAAGUGAUCUCAUACUCCCCGCAAGCAGCGCGACUUUUAGUCGAUGCAUUUUUUCCCCCUCUCCCGCAAUGCUAUUGUUAUUAUUAUUAUUAUUGCCAUUCAAUCUCCUUGCCUUUUCCUCUCCCUACGCGAAUCGCGCUCCGGCUGUGAUUGCUCCGGUCUGAUUUUGCGAGUGGCGGUGCGCUUCCAAACCCCCCUCACCCGCCCCCCGCCCCUUUCCCUCCCCCCCCCCACCUCUUUUCCGCGCCCAGGCGAGAGCAGCCGAUUGGCAGAGCGGUGCUUUCAGGAACAAUAACAGUUGGGGGAGCCCGGGUCCUGGGGAGCCGCCCCCGCCCCCCGGCGCGGCAGCGCAGCUCGCGCCCCCCGCCGGGUCCCCACCUCCGCGCCCGCCCCGCGGGCUGACCGGCCCGACCGGGGCCCGCCCCCGGCGCCCACCAUGUACGCCUUUGUGCGGUUCCUGGAGGACAACGUCUGCUACGCGCUGCCAGUGUCGUGCGUGCGCGACUUCAGCCCCCGCUCGCGGCUGGAUUUUGACAACCAGAAGGUGUACGCCGUGUACCGGGGCCCGGAGGAGCUGGGCGCCGGGCCCGAGAGCCCCCCGCGCGCCCCCCGCGACUGGGGCGCGCUGCUGCUCCACAAGGCCCAGAUCCUGGCGCUGGCAGAAGACAAAUCUGACCUUGAAAACAGUGUGAUGCAGAAGAAAAUAAAAAUCCCCAAACUUUCUCUCAAUCACGUAGAAGAAGAUGGGGAGGUUAAAGAUUAUGGGGAAGAAGAUUUACAGCUUAGACACAUCAAGAGACCCGAGGGGCGGAAGCCCAGCGAAGUGGCGCAUAAGAGAAUUGAGGCAGUGGUGGCCCGGCUGGAGAAGCAGAACGGCCUGAGCCUGGGCCACAGCACAUGUCCAGAGGAGGUCUUCGUGGAGGCUUCACCGGGCACAGAGGACAUGGACAGUCUGGAGGACGCUGUCGUGCCCCGGGCUCUGUAUGAGGAGCUGCUGCGCAACUACCAGCAGCAGCAGGAGGAGAUGCGCCACCUCCAGCAGGAGCUGGAGCGGACUCGGAGGCAGCUGGUCCAGCAGGCCAAGAAGCUCAAGGAGUACGGGGCACUCGUGUCUGAAAUGAAGGAGCUCCGUGACCUCAACCGGAGGCUCCAGGACGUGCUGCUCCUGAGGCUUGGCAGUGGUCCCGCCAUUGACUUGGAAAAAGUAAAGUCAGAAUGUCUCGAGCCCGAGCCGGAGUUACGGAGCACUUUCAGUGAGGAAGCAAAUACGUCGUCCUAUUACCCCGCUCCUGCACCUGUCAUGGACAAGUAUAUCCUAGACAAUGGCAAGGUCCAUCUGGGAAGCGGGAUUUGGGUUGAUGAGGAGAAAUGGCACCAGCUCCAAGUAACCCAAGGAGAUUCCAAGUACACAAAGAACUUGGCAGUCAUGAUUUGGGGAACAGAUGUUCUGAAGAACAGAAGUGUCACAGGAGUUGCCACAAAAAAAAAGAAAGAUGCAGUCCCUAAGCCACCCCUCUCGCCUCACAAACUAAGCAUUGUCAGAGAGUGUUUGUACGACAGAAUAGCACAAGAAACUGUGGAUGAAACUGAAAUUGCACAGAGACUCUCCAAAGUCAACAAGUACAUCUGUGAAAAAAUCAUGGAUAUCAAUAAAUCCUGUAAAAAUGAAGAACGAAGGGAAGCAAAAUACAAUUUGCAAUAAACUUUGGAUUUUUCAUAAA
This is a messenger RNA of Hyaena hyaena (striped hyena), 2864 nucleotides long. Its product is annotated as BEN domain-containing protein 5. The record is from RefSeq and is a predicted model, not a curated record. Gene Ontology annotation, molecular function: metallocarboxypeptidase activity; zinc ion binding; DNA binding. The transcript is spliced from 6 exons. Gene Ontology annotation, biological process: negative regulation of DNA-templated transcription; proteolysis. NCBI's taxonomy places the organism in Eukaryota, Metazoa, Chordata, Mammalia, Carnivora, Hyaenidae. The coding region runs from base 1580 to 2845 and encodes 421 amino acids.